This is a messenger RNA of Porites lobata, 6585 nucleotides long. Lineage: Eukaryota; Metazoa; Cnidaria; Anthozoa; Scleractinia; Poritidae. The record is from the annotation of a GenBank genome assembly.
AUGUAUGGGUCCUUUCUGUGCAUUUCGAAAGACAACUUUAAAACGAUGCUUUUCGCCACUGUUUCCAAACGAGACCCAGAUGAACUGAAGAAGGGGCGUAUUGACAUUCACUUUAUCGAAGAGCAAGAUGUUUUUGGGAUCGAGAGCCGGAAUCACGUUUACCAGAUGGUUGAGUCACCAGCCUAUUUUGAAGCUUAUCGUUACGUUCUUAAAGGAUUAAAGGAGUUAAAUGAAACAACUUUGCCAUUUACAAAGUAUCUGGUUGAAUGCAGUGCAGAAGUUGACCCACCGGAAUAUCUAAGACGGAAUGAGAAAGAGGCGCCAAUAUGUUUUGACCUAAGGGACGCCCUUGACGUUCCAGGAAACAAAAAUGCCAAAGAGGUACCUGUUCUUACGCCUGGAGCUUGGCCUUCGGUUGCAACACUUCCACUCAACAGCUCCCAACUAGAAGCGUUGAGAACAGCAAUUACCACUGAGUUUUCUGUUAUCCAGGGCCCACCAGGAACAGGGAAGACCUACGUAGGAGCCAAAAUUGUAAGAUGCUUGCUAGAAAAUCGACGCACCUGGGAUCCUGAACGCUUAUCACCCAUGUUGAUGGUUUGUUUUACGAAUCAUGCGCUGGAUCAAUUCCUGGAAAAGGUGUUAGCGUUUCUUCCACAGAAAGAGAUAAUUCGUGUUGGACAAAGAAGCAAGAGCCAAAUUCUAGAAGCUUGCAAUCUGAAACAUUUCACUCAGGAAUGCAGGGGCAGGGGUGAUUUAAGAGUGGUCAAAAAAAUGAUAAGGCAAAAGGAGAGAGAGCGAAAAGACUGGGAGGAACAUUUCGCAAAAGCAGGUGAUGAACUACUAGAAUUAGAUGAGUUGGAGGAUGUGUUAAAUCCAAAUCACGUAGACCAACUAUACAAUGCCAUUUUCCCUUCCAAUGCAAAAUACAAGUACAGAUCAGCAGGCGAUACGUUCAUAUUAUGGCUUUGUGACGACAAGCUGCUCCGGUCAUGCAACCAAAGUACAACAGAGGAAUCGCCUGCGGCAGUUUCACAUGUAUCUUUUUUUCAAGACAUUGGUGAAAGUGAAGACGUUGUUAAAUCGUCGUUUUGCUUCGCCUCGCCAGAUGACGAAAGCGACUGUCGGGAAGCAAAAGGAAAAGACGCUGAUUUCUUACAAAGACACCUACCAGAUGAAGAAGAUCUCUCCAACGUUGUAAUUGGAGACGCGUACGACCUGGAGAGUCAAGAACAGGAUACGAUGAGCGCCCAUGACGAAGACAAUGACGGUUGGACCACUGUAACAAACAAAAGGAAACAAAAAAGAAAAAAUAAAUUUGAAUCGUUGCAAACAGAAAAUGAAGCUUCCAGAGAGAGGUCGACAAACAUGGGAGCUACCGAGAAGAAGAAACAAAACGCCACCAAAAUCCUCAGCACGGAAGAUAUUUCUAAACUAAAAGAUCAGCUCAAACAAGAAAAAAUGAUGUCUCCUGAGGAAGCGAUGAAUGUUGAAAACAUCUGGAACUUGUCAAAAUCGCAACGAUUUCAACUCUACCUCUUUUGGAUCGAGUGCUAUCGUGAUCGCUACAGAGUAGAGAUUCAAAGAUGUGAACAGGAUUAUGAAAAGCUUUGUGAGGAGCUAAAGGAGGUCAAAUUUAGAGCAAAAGAAGAGGUUUUACGCCGGGCUGCCGUUAUUGGAAUGACGACCACUGGAGCAGCUAAACAUCACUCAGCCCUACAAAGGAUAGCUCCAAGAAUUGUGGUUAUUGAAGAAGCCGCUGAGGUAAUGGAAUCGCACAUUAUUACCUCUCUUUCGCACAACACAAAGCACACAAUUCUCAUCGGAGACCACAAACAACUCCGCCCUAAGGCAUCUGUGUAUGAGUUAGCCCACAAGUACAACCUGGAGGUCUCACUCUUUGAGAGGAUGGUGAUGAAUAAUGUGGAUUGUAAGUGCUUAUCUACACAACAUCGAAUGCGCCCUGAGAUCGCCGCUCUGACUAAAAGAAUCUACGAUCACGAAAUCAUAGAUCACAGGUCAGUAUGUCAGUUUGAGGACAUAUCUGGCGUUUGCAGUAAUCUCUUUUUCAUUGAUCAUGGUGAACACGAAAAACAUGAACCUGGUCUGCAAAGUUAUUCUAACCUUCACGAAGCUUCAUUCUUGAUAGCCUUUUGUAAGCAUCUUCUGAUUCAAGGAUACAACAGAAGCCAGAUCACAAUUUUAACUAUGUACAUUGGUCAGUUAGUACUCCUCAAAGAGAUCAUGUCAAGAAAUGAAUUUAGUGUAAACAUUUGCGUAGUUGACAACUUUCAAGGUGAAGAAAACGACAUCAUUCUUCUUUCAUUGGUAAGAAGCAAUUCCCAACGUUCCAUCGGAUUUCUGGGUGAGUCUAACAGGAUCUGCGUCGCCCUUUCGCGAGCCCGUAAAGGUCUCUAUUGUAUUGGAAACUUCAGUCUGUUGAAAAGUAAGUGCGAGCUUUGGAAAGAAAUAUGUGAUGAUUUAGAAACCAAGGGAGCCAUUGGUUAUAGUCUACAACUUAUUUGCAAGAAACACAACAAUGUAAUGUGUGUACAAAAUGCAGGCCAGUUUGAUUCAUCUGGAGGAUGUAAUAUGCCAUGUGGAGAUCGUCUGGAUUGUGGCCAUGCUUGUACCAUUCCUUGCCAUACAAGUGGACAUCCGAAAAAUUGUCUCAAUAGGUGCGUCAAUAAAUGCUCUAACGAGCAUCAGUGUAAACAGAGCUGUCACUAUCCACGCAAAUGCCCACCGUGCUAUCAGCAAAUGCCAAAGACAGUCCCUAAAUGUGAUCAUGAACAGCUCGUACCAUGUAGUAUUGAUCCUAAAAAGUUUUCUUGUCGGGCGAAAUGUGAGAAGCAGCUAUCAUGUGGACACCCCUGUGACAAACCAUGUGGACAGUUAUGCACAAAAAAGUGUCAAGUAACAUGUGAAAAAUCAUUACCAUGUGGACACGAAAAAAGCAUGCUCUGUUACCAAGAUCCAGUCAAUUAUAGAAAGUGUACGAAAAGCUGCACCAAACUUCUAGCAUGCGGUCAUCCUUGUUCAAGGAAGUGUGAACAAUCAUGCCAAUGUAAUGCUACGAUUGCUGUCCAGAUGCCAUGCAACCACUCGAAACGUGUCCUGUGCCGCGAGAAAAACUUCCCACGUAGGUGCGACGAAAAGUGCGAACGGCCACUAAACUGUGGCCAUGACUGUCCUGGAAUCUGUCACGAAGACUGUAAAACGAAGCAAUGUCAAAUUAUUGUCGUAAAGGAUCUUUCAUGUAACCACCAGCAGGCUAUUCGUUGCUUUCAAGACCCCAAAGAAGCAGUUUGUUUCGCGCCCUGUAAACGGAAACUUGAUUGCGGCCACAAUUGUUCGUCUACAUGUGGCCUUCCAUGUAGGUGCGACGAAAAGUGCGGACGGGUACUAAACUGUGGCCACGGCUGUCCUGGAAUCUGCCACGAAGACUGUAGAACGAAACGAUGUGAAAUUAAUGUCGUAAAGGAUCUUCCAUGUGACCAUCAGCAGGCUGUUCCUUGCUUUCAAGACCCCAAAGAAGCAGUUUGUCUCGCGCCCUGUAAACGGAAACUUGAUUGCGGCCACAAUUGUUCGUCCUUAUGUGGCCUUCCAUGUCAUGAAGUUGAAUGUAAAGAACUUUGUAAAAAGCCAUGCCCGAGAGGUCACCCCUGCCAAAACCGCUGCCAUUCUGGUUCACCUUGUAGUCACUGUACGGUGAAAGUAGAUCUUACUCUUCCUAAGUGUGGCCACAACGUCAACAGCCUAUGCUGCAACGAUCCAUCUUUACUGAUGUGCGUAGAAACAUGCGAAAGAGUAAGAAAAGACUGCGGCCAUCCUUGCAAAGAAAUCUGUAAUAAGAACUGUGAAGCUAGACCAUGCAAGGAACCUGUAGCCAGAAUACUAUCAUGUAACCACGCCGUUAACUUACCCUGUCACAAGAAUCCCGAAAAUUUUGUUUGCAAGGAAAAAGUGGAGGUGCAUCUUGCAUGUGGACAUAAAGCAUUUGCUGAGUGCCAUGUCAAAAAGGCUGGAAUAGAACAUGUCGUGUGUAAAGAAAGAAUGGAGAAGAGGUUGCACUGUGGCCAUACGAUCAGUCUUCCGUGCUUCAAAACGCCUGAGGGUUGCAUUUGCAGAAGGAAAGUCGAACUGGAACUACCAUGUGGACAUAAGACGUCUGCUCGAUGCUCCACUAUAUCCGGAGGCUUACCAAAUGACGUUUGCACAGUUACAGUGUCAAGAAAAUUAGCAUGUGGACACGAAUCAACCCUUCCGUGCCAUAUAAACCCACUGGAGUACAACUGUCAGGAAGAGAUGGACAUAUUACUUGAUUGUGGACACCACAAACGUAUUAUUUGCUGUAGCGUCCAAGGUGAGAUGCAAAGUGAAAUGUGUACCACCAAUGUGUGGAAAAAGUUACCCUGUGGCCAUGACAAGCUCAUGAAAUGUUCAAGCAAGACAGAUGAGGUAUUUUGUGAUUCCCCUUGUAAACGUUUUCUUUCAUGUGGUCAUCGAUGCUCUCAUAAAUGUGGAGAACAGUGUGAGAGCUUUAACUGCGUUGUUAAAGUUGAAAAAAAUUUGAGUUGUGGGUACCACAGGAUCUUUUGCUUUUGCUCUGAAGAUGUCUCUCAGCUUAUUUGUUUAAAUGCAUGCAAACGAAAUUUGAAUUGCGGUCACCCAUGUCCAGGAAAAUGCCUCGAAAAAUGUAGUCAGCACCAGUGUCGUAAAAAGGUGGUGAAAAUACUCAGUUGCGCAGGAAAGCACUCUCUUCGGAUGUACUGCAAAGAUGACCCCAAGAAUGUAUCAUGCAAAGAGCACUGUACACAGUUGCUAGCCUGUGGUCACCCAUGCCCGGGUGAAUGCAGCCAGCCAUGUGAACGUUACAGAUGCAAGCAUCCAGUAGACAAAGCAUUUGAUUGUGGUCACAAUGUUCAAUCACUUCAAUGUUUUCAAUUGAAGACUGCUACCUGCAGUGCACCUUGUCCUCGUCAAAAGAAAUGUAAACAUCGCUGCAAGGGUGUCUGUGGGGAUCCCUGUGAAAAAUACCCAUGCCAAGUAGAAGUGCGUAAGACCCUCAAGUGCGGGCACGACGUAAUCAUGCGUUGUAGCGAUUCUGUUGAUAAAGUGCGAUGCCCCAGUGACUGUAGACAAAAGCUACCAUGUGGUCACCACUGUUCUGGUACAUGCGACGAAUGCAGCCAAAGGGGUUCGCACGAAAUAUGCCAACACCCUUGUGGCCGACUUCUUGUUUGCUGCCAUCGCUGUCAAGCGAAAUGCAGCGAGCCUUGCCCGCCCUGUAACAAAAAAUGCGGUCGACGGUGCCCUUAUAAAAAAUGUACCCAAUCUUGUUCGCAGUCAUGUACACCUUUAGCUUGCAAACAACCCUGCAAAUGGAGUUGUCCUCAUUACACAUGCAACAAUCUUUGUGGCGAGAAAUGUGAUCGUCCUCGAUGUGAUGCUCCAUGCCCUAAGAGGCUUUCUUGCCGCCACCCGUGUAUUGGUUUGUGUGGGGAAAACUGUCCCACUGUGUGCGCCACUUGUCAUGCCAAAAAGCUUCCAGCAAAGGCUCCUACAACAACAGGAAACGCUAGGUAUCUACAACUUUUUGACUGUAAUCAUAUCGUGCAAGUUGAAGUGAUGGACCAUUGGAUGCUACAGGACCUUGGAAGUGAAGUUCGACUAAUUCACUGCCCCAGGUGCUCUGUCGCAAUUACAUUCAGUUAUCGUUACGGAAAUCAAAUCAAAGAGACACUGAAAAAAUUUGACAAUGGAAAAGCUCAAAUUUAUAAGCUAUCACAAGAAGCUUCCGAAUUUUGUGAAGGCGACGAAGACAGUCUGAAUGAAUUUCGACAAAAACUUCAGAUGAUGGAGCAGCCAAGAAAAGUGUCUUUAUUCUUCACACUUAAAAAUCACCUUCUCGUCAUAGACGAGGUUAAAAGAGCGCAAUUUUGUUUGAGAAACAUGAAACGUCAUCAAGCAAGUUCAAAAGAGCAGCUGGCGAUAAAGGAUUUCUUGGAAAAGAUGACAGCUUCCCUCCAGAAACCCCAGUUUGACUUAAGUAUUUUAAACACAGUUUACGAACGGGCAAGAAAGUUCUUCCUUUAUGCAUCCAUUUUGGAGGCUCAAAGUCAAGCCAUCAAUUUCAAAACGUCGUUCUCCGACAUUGCAGUAUCGCGUUUGAAGCUGGCUCAGCAAAAGUUUCAUUCAUUUAUCCAGGGUAAUGACGACGCUCUGGAAGUUGACUGGCUUGGGAGAAUAGUAGCAUCGGUGAGAAAGGAAGUAGGCCUCCUACCCCCAGCCACCGAGGAACCCAAAGAAUUUGAGAACUUCCCAGGCUUCAAUAUAGGAGCAUGGAAAUUGUGUGAACACCGUGAAGUUUUUGUUGCCAGGUCGCUUAUGCGCAAUGGAGAUGUUGUUACUAAGAUAGGCACCGGAUGCAGAGGCUGUGUUCCCAUGGAGAAAAGAGACACAGAAGAGGAAGAAGAGGAAGAAGAAGAAGAAGAGGAGAAGGAGGAGGAAGAAGACGAAACAGAAGACGACGACGAGACAGAAGAGGAAGGAGAAGAAGAACAAGCGAGAUGGACUGCAUAG